Molecule: messenger RNA, 1521 nt
Organism: Suillus subalutaceus
Lineage: Eukaryota; Fungi; Basidiomycota; Agaricomycetes; Boletales; Suillaceae
Product: NADP-dependent oxidoreductase domain-containing protein
Exons: 10
Coding region: 177-1133 (318 amino acids)
Cellular component (GO): cytosol
Molecular function (GO): aldose reductase (NADPH) activity; oxidoreductase activity, acting on NAD(P)H as acceptor
Source: RefSeq, a predicted model, not a curated record
CACAUGUGCCGGCUCACCUUGUGACUGCUGAUCCAGCAAAAAUGUUCCAGGCUGCGGAACGACCCAAAUAGAACCAUUUCUCAUAUCCCUCACGUGAAGUUAAAUGAGAAUAGAUCGUUACCUUCUGGACAAACGAGUUAUAUCCCGCAAGGUUAGUCGAAACGAGCACGUCAAUAAUGCCUUGGGACUUGAUCCCCUUGAACUCCGGCUAUAGCAUUCCGAGCAUCGCGUAUGGGACUGGAUCGAUGGGAAGUGGACAGUGGCCAAUAGAUCAGCUCACACAGGCCUUCGACACAGGAUUCUAUCAUAUUGAUACCGCUCAGCUUUACAGGAAUGAGGCCGAGGUUGGCAUCACCAUCGGCCAACUUGGGCUAGAGCGUUCCGACGUAUUCAUCACAACAAAAUUUUCUGGCUUCAAUGGACUUGAUAUUCCAACUUCAAUUCGAAAUAGUUUGGAAUACUUGAACACUUCUUACGUCGAUCUGUACCUCAUUCAUAACCCGGAUUUAGCUGUGCCAGACAUACCAACUGUCUGGGCUCAAAUGGAGAAAGUCCAAGAAGCAGGUUUCGCCAGGAGCAUUGGCGUGAGCAAUUUCAAUGAGAAGCAGCUAGAGAUUCUGCUGUCGUCCGCAAAGAUCAAGCCAGCUGCCAAUCAAAUUUACCUACAUCCCUACAAUUACCAGCAACAGUCUCCGACUCUGGAGUACGCCGCCAAAUACGACAUCGUAAUUGAGGCAUACGGUGCUUUGACGCCUGUCACGGGCGAGCCAGGAGGUCCAGUGGAUGCCCCUUUAAACGAAAUCGCUACGAGGCUCGGAGCUACUGCUGACCAAGUGCUCCUCGCAUGGGUCAAGGCAAAAGGUGCAGUCGUGGUGACCACCAGCUCUAAAAAAGCGCGUCUUCUAAGUUACCUCUCCGCUGGAGAUCUUGAACUAUCUGCGGAGGACGUCCAGACGAUUGAUACUGCGGGCGCUGUCGGAGAGAAAGGAAUCACUGUCAGACAUGGGCUGCGUAAACUCGGGGUGGGCGUUUUGUUUGGGAUCCUGAUCUUGGUUGCCUGCAGCUAUUUCAAAGGUCGGGAACAAGCGGAGAAAUGUUACAGGGGUGCUGGAGAGAAUUUGACUGUCAUAUAAGCUACGCGCUCGAUAAAACACCGUGUAAGAUUACCCUCACUAGUAUGUCUUUUUCUCCCACACGCUGAAGGCUAGCACUCUGCAAUCAGCAUCGCGAUUGAUCAUUGUAUGGACCUCUGAGGUCUAAGGGUCUUGUAGACACCCCUCAAGGGUACAGAAAUGAGGGUGAGGUGGGUAUUGCUUUUCACAGAAGAGACGAAUGAUUCUAGCCUCGCAUGAUGGGCCCAACAUCCCUACUGCGAUCAGAAAAAGUGUCAACAACAACAACGUGAGUGACUCACCACAAUAGGUCGGCCUAGAUGCCAAUAUGAAAUCAGAUCAACACACUCCACGCGGACCUACACCUAACUCAUAACCCGCGCCGUGCGAUACCAGACAUCCCGACAGA